AUGCAGCAAGAAAUAACUAAAGAAUACUGUGCAACGCUGUUUGAAGGCGAAUCCGGAUCAAAGGAGUCUCGUAUACCAGCCAUCAAAAACUUCAACCUCCAUUUCCCGAAAACAGCACAAACUUACGUCCUCGACAACAUCAAUCACCCUCUCCAUCGACGUCCUUACGUCGACGAAUCCGCCACAAUCAUGCUCAAUGCGGCAGCGAUGAAGGACCUCCUGUCCGAGAAUGUAGACGAGAACGCCUCCCACUUUGCCUUCUUCUCCCGCGCCGGCACCAUCAUGGGCCACGACCACGCCGCCGACGUCAAAGCCGUCAAACGCUUCGCCGCCUUCGCCGCCAACACCUGGGCGCACAACGACAUUUCCAUCAAAGAGACAGGCCGUACGGUCAACCCUUUGACGCCCGGCACUACGAUACUCCAGGCCGUGAUCAACGAAGACGGUAGCGGGUUGCAUUGCUUGAUCGUGCAGGUUAAUGAUUUGGUGGGGGCGGUGACGCAUGUGAGGGAGGGGACGUUGUUGGCGGCGUUGAAGGGGAAGGAGGAGUUUGUGGGGGAGACGGAUGAGGUUGCCGCUGGGAUCAAGGGGGUUGAUCUUUCCAACGGGGGUGAUGUUGCUCAAGGGGGGGAUGUUUCCCAGGGGGGUGGUGUUUCUGAAGGGGAGGAUAGCAGUUCAGAGGAUAGUGGGAAGGGGAAGGGGAAGGGAAAGGAGGUAGAGGAAGUGGAAGAGGCAAAGCCGUCGAAGAUUCAGAUUUUGGUGUGGAGAUCUGAGGGUAUGGGGGAGUAUAUGGCUAACGAGUUGGGACCGAAGUUCAGGAUCCCGAAGGGUUUUCACUGA
This is a messenger RNA of Letharia columbiana, 840 nucleotides long. RefSeq lists its product as uncharacterized. The record is from RefSeq and is a predicted model, not a curated record. NCBI's taxonomy places the organism in Eukaryota, Fungi, Ascomycota, Lecanoromycetes, Lecanorales, Parmeliaceae. The transcript has 3 exons. Bases 1 to 840 code for a protein of 279 amino acids.